This is a messenger RNA of Nylanderia fulva, 1194 nucleotides long. RefSeq lists its product as uncharacterized. Gene Ontology annotation, cellular component: plasma membrane. Lineage: Eukaryota; Metazoa; Arthropoda; Insecta; Hymenoptera; Formicidae. The record is from RefSeq and is a predicted model, not a curated record. Gene Ontology annotation, molecular function: olfactory receptor activity; odorant binding. Gene Ontology annotation, biological process: detection of chemical stimulus involved in sensory perception of smell; sensory perception of smell.
GAGCGAAGGAUCUCUCUUAAAACUAUGGAAUCUGUCUGGAGUCAUUAUUACAGUGUUACCAAGAAAAUGCUCUUUUUCGUUGGACAGUGGCCUUACCAAAAGAAAAAAGAUAAGGUGCUCCGACUGACUCUACUGAUUACAUUUGAAAUUUCUUUGGUGGUUCCGCAGAUAGCAAAAUUAUUUCAAUGUGGUAAAAACAUGCAAUGUAUUUUAUUGUGUAUACCGUCGGCUUUAGUGUUCAUUGUGAUUCUGAUAAAAUUUCUCACUUGUCAAUUUUUGAAUUACAAGAUUAAACAUCUCAUCGAUCAAUUGUAUAACGAUUGGAAAAUUUUGAAAAGCCCGAAAGAAUGCGAAAUUAUGAAAGCAUAUGCAGCAAAAGCGAGAUUGUUUACUUUGAUUUGUUCUAUAUUGUAUCUCAUAUGUUCUCCAUUGUACUUAUGUACUACCCUUAUACCAAAGAUAUUAGAUAUUGUCUUACCCCUGAAUGAAUCCCGACCUAUAAUCAUGCCUUUUGAAGCUUACUAUUUCGUUCAUGACGACACAGAAUAUUUCUACUACAUUUUAUUCCACGCUGCCAUUACUGUAACAUUACUUAUAACAGCUCUACUCGCACACGACUGCGUAAUUUUGACUUGCAUCGAACAUGUCUGCGGUAUCUUUGCCGUGGCUGGAUUUCGUUUCGAAAACUUGGUAUAUAAUCAUAAUAGAAAGAAAAAUUAUACAGAUAAGAUAUAUAACCAAAAAAUGGCUUCAUCUGUUUGUGUACACUGGCGAGCUUUAGAAUUCGCUGAGUUUCUUGACAAAACUUUCUCCGUAACUUUAAUUAUACAAAUAUUUGCAACUGUCAUCGGAAUGAGUGUUACCUUGCUGCAAAUAGCAAUGCAAUUAGAAAAUGUUGUUGAAACAUCAAGAAACGCAGCAUUGAUUUUGGGCCAAUUGAUUCAUAUAUUCUGCUUCUGUCUGCAAGGACAAAAAUUGAUAGACCACAGUUUAAAAAUACACGACAAAAUAUAUAACUGUUCCUGGUAUAAAAUGCCAGUGAAAUCGCAAAGGCUACUACUGAAUGUGAUGAGAAGAAGUUUACAACCAAACAUGUUGAACGCAGGAGGGAUAUAUAUCUUUUCAUUAAAAAGCUUCAUGACGGUUUUACAAUCUUUGAUGUCAUAUUUUAUGGUUCUCGCAUCCUUUCAAUAA